UAGGCAGAUAUAAGAUGUCUAAACUCAUUACUUAUGAACAAAGGAUAAUGGGAACAUCCAAAGGAUAUCCACAUAUAGUUUUUCAUGAAGUAAAGGGAAAAUAUUUAUGGACAAAAGGGGAUUGAACUGAAAAAUAGUACCUUGGAAAUACCAUGGAAAGGAAGGAAAAAAAAUGCAGUGGCAACAGAGAACUCUGCCUUACUCAGAGAUCCCUAGAGAACCCCCCUCCCCCUCUCCAGGGGCCCCUUCAGAAUGUUGGGCUUCAAAGAAUGAGCAGAUUAACAAGUAUCAGGAGUCAUUUGGCCUGGGGAGAAUAAAGGAUAAUUUGCCUGCAUUAAACUACUGGCUGAAUCACUACAGGUCUUCUAUUUGGGUCAUCUCUGCAUGACCAUCAAAGAAAUUUAGCCAAGAAAUAUAAUAGUUGUUGCUGUUGAAAGAAAUUUCUGUACUGUAGAUACUACCAAAGGUCAAGAGAGAAGCAAAAAUAGGAAGAGAAACAGCCUGAAGGCCCUAAGAUUCACUUGGUCAGCAACCACCCAUGAAGGAACCAACAUAGAUCUGGAGAUAAUACCCAAGUCUCUAAAAGAGGCUUGUCAGAGAGCAGCUGCUGCUAGGAAUAGACUUGUGUUACCAACGAAUUCAUUAGGACCAUGUUGGUGGCAGAAUCACUGAAAGAGUCUACCACAGUCCUACCUUUACAGAAAAAGCAAGUGGCCUUGGAUGAAGUUAAGAUAAGGUUUCAGAUUUGGGAUGCUCAAAAGUGGAAAUGGAGGAUAAGGCCAGUACCAAGACGUUCAUGUUUUGUGUUAAGGAUCUUCAUGCUGUUGAUAAUACUUCUACCCAGCAUGUACAGUUUAGAACCAGUGCAUUACUCUUCCUAUGAAAUAGUCGUCCCCAGGAGUCUGACAGUCAAGGGAAGCGAAGCCCCAGGGGAAAAGACCACUUACCUGCUGCUUAUGCAAGGCCAGAAGCAGCUAGUUCACCUGAAGCCAAAGAAAGACUAUUUGGUGGAUGAUUUUCCAGUCUAUAGUUACCACAAUGGCACCCUGGGGCAAGAAAUCCCUUCCAUCUCACAUGACUGUCUCUAUGAAGGCUACAUAGAAGGAGCACCAGGUUCGUUUGUGUCUGUCAGUACCUGUUCAGGUCUCAGGGGCAUCCUGAUUAAGGAGGAAAGAGCCUAUGGCAUUGAGCCCAUACCAUCCUCCAAGAAGUUUGAGCAUGCGCUAUACACCACAGCACAUCAGGCUCCAGUCUCCUGUAAGGUCUCUGCCAAAGACAGCCAAGCGGUGUCCACCAGCUGGCAGCCAGGGAGCGGGAAGCCUCCCGAUCUACAGGCUCUGUCCUCCUUGUGGUCACACACCAAGUACGUGGAAAUGUUUGUCGUGGUCAACAACCAGCGGUUCCAGAUGUGGGGCAGUGAGGUCAACGAGACAGUGCAGAGAAUAGUGGACAUCAUUGCUCUGGCCAACGUCUUUACUCGAGGAAUAAACACAGAGGUGGUGCUGGCUGGGAUGGAGAUUUGGACCGAGGGGGACCUGAUAGAGGUGCCAGUGGACCUGCGAGUCACACUCAGGAACUUUAAUCGCUGGAGACAAGAGGAGCUGUUCCCUCGUGUGAGGCACGAUGUCGCCCACAUGAUCGUUGGGCAUCAUCCUGGCGAGACCUCGGGUCAGGCAUUUCUCAACGGAGCCUGUUCCAGUGGCUUUGCGGCGGCUGUCGAAGCCUUCCAUCACGAAGAUGCUCUCCUGUCUGCAGCGCUCAUGGCCCACGAGCUUGGGCACAACCUGGGUGUCCAGCAUGACCACUCAGCCUGCGUUUGUAGAGAUAAGCACUUCUGCCUCAUGCAGGAAAAUAUCACUAAAGAGAGUGCCUUCAGCAACUGCAGCUCUGACUACUUCUACCAUUUCCUUCAUGAGCACAGAGGGGCCUGCCUAUUUAACAAACCACAGCCAAAAGGCCGCAGACGCAGGGAUGCCAACUGUGGAAACGGCGUGGUGGAGGAGCUGGAGCAGUGUGACUGUGGUUCUGCUUGUGACAGUGAUCCAUGCUGUGAACCAACAUGUACACUGAAGCCGUACGCAGAAUGUAGUCAGGGACUCUGCUGUGACAACUGUAAUUUUAAAGAACGGGGGGAUGUAUGUCGUUUUGCUCAUGAUGAAUGUGAUCUCUCUGAAUACUGUGAUGGUACAUCUGAAGAAUGUCCUGCAGACAGCUACAAGGAAGAUGGCACAUUGUGUAACAGAAUUUACUAUUGCUUUGGGGGUGAGUGUAGGGACCCCGACCGACAGUGCCUGAAUCUAUUUGGCUCUCCUGCAAGAUCUGCCCCUGAGGGCUGUUACUUGUCAAUAAACGGUGAAGGGAACCGUUUUGGAAACUGUGGCCGUCCCACUAAGGAUAAUCAGGAAUAUAUUCGUUGUCAUGGUAAUGAUAUAUUUUGUGGAAAGCUUGUGUGUACAGAUGUUGCAGUCUUGCCACCAAUGUUGUCGAAUUAUACAGUGAUCCAGGUUGCUCAUGGAAAUGACUGGUGCUGGAGCAUGGAUGCCUAUAACAGCACUGAAUAUGAUGUGGAAGAUGGCAGCCUUUGUUCCUCAGAUAAUUUAUGCAUUAAUUACAUCUGUACUCAAUAUUCUAUAUCCCACCAAGAGUGUGAUUCUGAGUUACUAUGUCAUGGGAAUGGAAUAUGCAACAAUUUAAAACAUUGCCAUUGUGAUGAUGGCUUUGCACCCCCUGACUGUGUAUAUCCAGGAAACGGGGGUAGCGUGGACAGUGGUCCUAUUGUUAAGUCACCUGAGAAAAAAUUAAGUACAGCUCUCCCUUUUUUUACUAUUCAGGCUAGAGAGAUGAACCUCAGAAUGAUAAUACUCAUAGUCCCUUCAUUUCUUGUACUUUUACUAUGUUCUCUACUUGUAAUUGCUUAUCUCUGGUCUGAAGUAGAGGAGGUGGUGGCGUCAGAGAAAUCAGAGGAAUCAUUUGAUUCUUCAGAAAUCCCAUCAGAAGUGUCAGAGGAGGCCCCACCACCAGAGGAAGCCCCUCCACCCGAGGAGGCCCCACCACCUGAGGAGGCACCUCCACCGGAGGCCCCGCCCCCCGAGGCUGCCCCACCACCGGAAGAAGCACCACCACCACCACCACCACCGGAGGCCCCGCCACCACCACCAGAGGCCCCACCACCACCACCACCACCACCACCGGAGGCCCCGCCACCACCACCAGAGGCCCCACCACCACCACCACCACCACCACCGGAGGCCCCGCCACCACCACCAGAGGCCCCACCACCACCGCCACCACCGGAGGCUCCACCACCACCCCCUGAGGCACCUCCACCCACAUAG
This is a messenger RNA of Octodon degus (degu), 3335 nucleotides long. RefSeq names its product disintegrin and metalloproteinase domain-containing protein 1a. Gene Ontology annotation, biological process: male gonad development; binding of sperm to zona pellucida; proteolysis. Gene Ontology annotation, cellular component: plasma membrane; sperm head plasma membrane; external side of plasma membrane. The record is from RefSeq and is a predicted model, not a curated record. Lineage: Eukaryota; Metazoa; Chordata; Mammalia; Rodentia; Octodontidae. Gene Ontology annotation, molecular function: metalloendopeptidase activity. The transcript has a single exon. Bases 651 to 3335 code for a protein of 894 amino acids.